AUGCCUGCACCCUUUCAGUUAGGAGUUGGGAAUGGCAAGGGGACAGCGAUGCCCGGAUUUGCUUUCAGCCAGCCCGGACUUCAUUCUGCUUUUUUGAGCAUCUCUCAUACGCCAUCUGCUGCCAAGUGCUCCAGGCGGCGAACAGCACUAUGCAUGAAGACGUCAUUACAGGCUGCCCGCGAACAAGUCAUGAAAGUCCUUGCUAUAGAUUUAGCAAGACAAUAUCAAGCACCACGAGAAAUGGACUUCAGUAUAUAUGAUGAUAAAGUUACGUUCGACGACCCGACGACAAAGCUGCAAGGAAAGCUAAUGUACAAGGGUAUGUUGCUGUCAAUUGGCUUGGUCAUCCUCCCUUUUUUCUUCAAGAACGAUACUGUUUUCGAGUUGAAUGAAUGUGAAUUGACUGAACACGGAGACAAGAUUCGCACAGUUUUUGCUACCAAAGGGACAACCAGGUGGGGAAGUGAGGUCGUGAUAUCGGGUGAGGAUUUCUUUUGGUUUGGGGAUAGAUCAAGCAAAAUUGUACGCCACCAGUCCACCUGGGAUCAGAGCGCGGGAGAAGUCAUGAACGCUUUGCGCGGCCAAACUUGAUGAAAAUUUCAGUCUAUUGUCUCACGAAAAUGACUGCUUCUUGCUGUGGGAUUCUUGGAAAGGAACAGAUUCAAGAUUGGCGUAUGCACUGCGUCUAUAGAAAACAUGCUUUUGAAAGAUGCCCCCUACAGAUACAGGCCCUCAAAAAGCUUGACUACCUGCAUCUCAUUGUUUUCUACGGGCAAUCUGCCGACCGUUUGCAGUUUUGCGUUACAUGUCUUUAUUGACGUCGACUGUACUUCUGUACUGUGGCUGCUAGUCAACUUAAUGCUGCGUGUCUUAUUCCAUACAAUCAUUUGUGGCUGCUCCUUUGCUUGGUCAUAGAAAAAGAGCCCCCGCCUUUCAGGUGUGGUCUGUGCAACUCGCCGUGCUUUCUACAACUAUACUAUUUGACGAAAAUUUGCCAUGACAUGAGGUUCAGUCGGGGCAAAAGUUCGAACUGCAUCGGAAUGGCUUGUACCAAGUUCGGUGAUUUGCCAAACACGUUUGUGACAGGGCCUUCCUUAAUUCCACACCUUACAGUUCAGUCCAUGUGAGUGAUCAGACAUUAAAACUGAGCCUUUUGGUGAUG
Molecule: messenger RNA, 1162 nt
Organism: Chondrus crispus (carragheen)
Lineage: Eukaryota; Rhodophyta; Florideophyceae; Gigartinales; Gigartinaceae
Exons: 3
Coding region: 1-591 (196 amino acids)
Source: RefSeq, a predicted model, not a curated record